UUCCUGGCAACAAGAGGAGGACCAGGCAAAUGGCCUGGAGUGACCAGCACGUGCUCCCACCAGGGCAAGGGAGGGGCCCUCGGGGAAGGGCCCAAACCCAGAGGAGAGUGGCCAGCACGGAAAGACAUGGCAGGAGGGCAGGCCAUGGCGCUGACGCAGGGCCUCUGGCUGCAGUGGGCAUUCCCUGGGGGCCCCCACGACGAAGCAGGAGCACACGGGAGCCCCCAGGGACCCCAGAAAGCAGACAGACCUGGCACAGCAGUAAGCUGCCCUGGAUUAGGUGGACUGCCUGCCCCGAAGGAUAGCAGGGACCCUGCCAGAGGUGGAACAUCGUCACAGGAUGAUGCCAUUGGGCCGAGGACACUGGGACCUCAGGCCUGGCCUGCCCUCCACCUCACCCCUGCCACAGCGGCCAGGGUCAACCCCGAACAAGGAGCUGAGCAAAAGAGGGGACGACAGUCGUCGGUCACGCUGGGGCCGUUCAGAAAACCCUGCUUCCCCCAGCGAUCGCGAGGAUGUCUGCCGCAUCCCCUGCAGGCGCACCCUCCUCGGACACGGCAGCCGCACUGGCCUGGAGCCCUGCACAGAGGACGCGUCUCCUCACUGUGA
Callorhinus ursinus (northern fur seal) is the source of this 609-nucleotide messenger RNA. The record is from RefSeq and is a predicted model, not a curated record. Lineage: Eukaryota; Metazoa; Chordata; Mammalia; Carnivora; Otariidae.